Molecule: messenger RNA, 4685 nt
Organism: Cervus elaphus (red deer)
Lineage: Eukaryota; Metazoa; Chordata; Mammalia; Artiodactyla; Cervidae
Gene: ZFAND4
Product: zinc finger AN1-type containing 4
Exons: 10
Coding region: 533-2677 (714 amino acids)
Molecular function (GO): zinc ion binding; protein binding
Source: RefSeq, a predicted model, not a curated record
GCGGCGGCGGAGCGUUGCUCGUCUGUACCUACAGCUGCGUCGCUCGUGGGGCCGCGCCUCCCUAAAGGCCUGCGGGCGGGCGAGCGAGUGGAAGAGAGCCGGUGAGGGCGAGCGGGCUGGAUGGGGAGGGCGCCCAGGGUCGCGGGCCGCUGAGCGGGGCCGCGCUGUUGUCGCUGGCCUGGCUGCGCCCCCUCCGCCGCCGCUGCCCCGAGACCGGCGCGGUGCGCUGCUUUGGUGGAGGAGACUGUCUCCACUUUACGUCCCCCCGCGAGCGUGACGCGGGGUGCCCGCCCCGCCGGACAGGUGCUGCCCUUCGAGUCGCCGAUUCUGACGCGGAGCCUGACCUCUGCGGUCCUGAUCGGGCCAGUGCGUGUGGGUAGCCGGAGUUUAUCUUGGAGGAACACGGGCUGCGCAGGUAUAAAACUCAAAACAUGAGCAACCAUAUAUAUAACCAGUGUUCAAAGCUGAUUUGGCUAGAACUGGAAUACAGUUGCCUACAGCAUAUUCCAGAGGAAUUAGAAAAGUCAAAGUAAUGGAUAACAGAAAAGAUCCUCCAUUCUUCAAUGAAGAUAACGUGGGACCACUUUACUACAGACUUCCUUUUUAUGAUACCAUGGAGCUCUUCAUUGAAACACUGACUGGAACUUGUUUUGAGCUGAGAGUUUCACCCUUUGAAGCUAUUAUUUCAGUGAAAGCGAAAAUUCAAAGAUUGGAAGGUAUUCCCAUCUGUCAGCAGCACUUAAUUUGGAAUAACAUGGAACUUGAAGAUGAUUACUGCUUGAAUCAUUACAACAUUUCAGAAGGUUGUACCUUGAAGCUGGUUUUGGCUAUGCGCGGUGGACCUAUAAACACUAGUAGAGUUCCUAUGGAAGAUCCCCUUAAGGAGAUGGCUGAGUACAUGGGUUCCAGUCGAGAUGAGGUCUGGGAGAAGACCUCCUGCAACAAGCAAGUUACACUUUUGGUAUACCAAGAAGGAGAUCAAUUGAAUUUCUUCCGUGUAGUAGACAGGGGAGACGGCACUCUAACACCAUUAUCUGAAUCUUUAAGUAGUGGUUCUGUGUAUAGUUUGUAUGCUGAUGAAGAUGAGGAAAUAGAGCCUUCUCCUUCUGGGCAACAGAUAAUUGAAAAUUCAAUAACUAUGAAUAAGAUGAAGCUGCUGAAGGCUAAGAUGGAGAACAUGAAUCUCAGCAAAAAGCCUAAGAAAGCUGUCAAGGUAAAACCUCGUCCACCCAUAGCUCCUCGACCUUCUAGUAGUUCCACAGCAGCUGCUCGCCAUAGAUUGUUAAGAGUUCUUCCCCACAUUGGGCAGUCUUGUUUACCUUCUCCUGGGAACACAUAUCUACCUGACUUGGCCAGCAGUGCAGUUUCAAGUUUGGCAGCUCUGCCCCCUGCUGAUAGACCCAUAUCAUCUAUCACUAGUGAUUUCCUUAAAGAAGAUGAUAACUGGGAGAGUUACACACUGUCUCAUUCCAGUAGUGGCUUCAAACUGCCAUCUCAGGUACCUCAUAUGGAGUUUGAAACUGACAAAGAGCUUGCUGAUACUAUUCUCCAUCUUGGAUCAUCCCUGCCUAGGCGGACAAAGCACUUUUCAGGAAAUCUGUCAUCUAACAAUGAGGAUGACACUGUUUUAUUUCCAACUUCAGAAGAGUGUGUAACUGAAGAAUCACUUCUACCUGAAGUGGGUUCAUUUGCUUCCAUUACAGAAGGAAAUGCUGAUGAACAGAGCAGUGGUGUAGAAGGCACACGGAAGGUAAACCCAGAAUUCUCUCUCAUUAAUGGUGAUAAAGGGUUGAAAGCUAAAGAGCAGCUUAAACAUGUUGCAAAAGUGUUGAAUGGUGAAUCAGUAGAGCCUUCAGUUCUCAAACACCAUGAAUUAAGUCCUCACAAGAAUAGACUCUUAUCACCUCUUCGCUGUUCUGCACCAAUGUCAUUCCAUAAUUCUCUGGUGAAACCACAGAGACAGUCCAAGUGUUUUGAGUCUGGGAGCCUCCAGUCUUCUGCUUCACAAAACGUGCUUCGGUCCUUGGAUGUUCGAAAUAUAACUGAUUCUUCUUUCUCUAGGACUACUCGCUUUCGAGCUGUUAAAGUUGAUUCACCUGGGAAAAGAUCUGAUAUUAUUUCUAAAGUUGAGGCUCGGGAUAUCACAGAAAUGGCUAACAGGGCAUCCAAAGAGCCUGUUGGUUUUGUAAAUAAUAUAGGUUUUCUUGCUUCGCUGGCCCAGAGUGCAAGCAGAGACAGCUUACAGAGUGCACGUGGGGCAGGCAGGCUGCGGACCUCUGGAAUUGGGCUGUCUGCAAACCUCCAGCAUUUUCAGGAAGAAAGCCUUAGGAAAAGUUCUCCUCAGUUAGAACCUACAGAAUUUUUUUUAUCUGCCCGUGGUAUUGGAAUGAAUGGAAAUAAUACAACAUCAGGGAAAAGAGUAGGAGAAUGUACUCAUCACCUCCCACCUGUGAAAGCCCCUAUUCAAACAAAGAAGAAAACAACAAAGCAUUGUUUUCUUUGUGGAAAGAAAACUGGACUGGCUACUAGCUACGAAUGCAGAUGUGGAAACAACUUCUGUGCAUCUCAUCGCUAUGCAGAAACUCACAGCUGCACCUAUGAUUACAAGAGUGCAGGGAGGAGAUACUUACAGGAGGCAAAUCCUGUGGUUAAUGCACCAAAACUUCCAAAAAUCUAACUCUUGCUCUGCGCCUAACUGUUCUGCACAAGGAAUCGUAUUACAGUGACAGAAGAAAUGUUGUUUAGACUGCAUUAUUUUUGUUCGACUCCAAAAGACUUGCCAAAUAACAAAAGCUUAUUAUGCACACUGUUGGAGAAGGAGAAAGCUACUGUAUUUGACACCUUUAUUCUUUGGUGAAUCAAAAAGUUUUAAAAGUAGUUUUAAAAACUUUAUAAUGAUGUAGCUUUGUUAUUACAUGUCUUGUGUUAAGUAUUGAUAUUGCAAUUUUACUAAACAAGUCUUCAAAAGAUGCACUUUAGGAAGUUAACAUUGACUGUGUAACCAGCUUCCAUGUUGUACAGAAAUGAGCUGUCAUAUAAUGGCUCUACUCAAAUCUACAGUUUUUUUGUGGGGGUGGUGUGGGUGGGGAUUUAAAAAAAACCCAUACGUGAAAGUUCAUUGAGUUUACUGGCAAGUUCCUUUUUAUGUCAAGCUUUUUAUAAAAAAAGAACAUUUGGUUUUCCAGUGUGGUUUUAACAUAUGUAUUUCUUCUAUAUUCAGAUUGGCAUUUGGAUAUGUAUCCAUUCUACAAUAUAAAACACAUCAUGUAAAUCAUAGUAUAUAUUUCUUAAAAUAUUGCUUUUUGAAUGGUAGUCCCACUUGUUGCCAUUAAAUAGAGAACCCAACUUUUCACUUUUUGAAAAAUGAGUAUAUUGAAAACAAAAUCUCACAGCUUGGUUUGUUUUUCUUAUGUUGAGUGCUAUUACCAGGAAAAAUUCAAAUAAAUAUUCAAUUUCAUUAUGAUUUUGAUUUGAUUACUUACAAUAAUUUUCUCCUAUAAAUACUUAAAAGAUAAAACCAUUUAAAUAAAUCAGUAAUUUAUUCUGCUUGGAAAAAAUGACUAUCAGUAUAAAAGAAUUCUUUUACAGUAUAAGGAUCCUGCUCCCCAGAUACAGCUAAUACAGCAUUCAAGCUUUGAGGAGGCCACUUGCUUUAUGGAAGCUUAGUUGAAUCUGAUGCUGAACCCUGGCAAAUAGCUAACAGGCAACCCAAGUGGACUCUGCAACUCUAGUCCAACCCAGGUGGGAUGUGCAUGGGUACCAGAGGCUAACAGAGGUGAACAAAAUGGAGAGUUCUGUUACCCUUCCUCUAUUUCUUGUGCUCAGUUGUGUCCAACUCUUUGCAACCACAUGGACUGUAGUCCACCAGGCUCCUCUGUAUAUGAGAUUUUUUCCAGGCAAAAAUACUAGAGUGGGUUGCCAUUUCCUACUCCGGGGGAUCUUCCUGACCCAGGGAUUGAACCAGCAUCUCUUAUGUCUCCUGCAUUGGCAGGCAGAUUUUUUACCACUGUGCCAGCUGGGAAGCCCUCUACUUCCCUCUACUAUUAGGGGUUAAUAGCAUACUUUUUAAGGGGGCUAUCUGUAUAGGCUAGUGAAAAAUAUUUCUGUGUCGCGUAGUUCACUUUUUCUUCCCUUUAUCAAGACCACCUGUGCUUUAGAUAUUUAAAAUCUUAAGAACUCUGUUAUGUAGAUAGGCUGCUGAAAAAUGGACCAAAACAUUUUAUUCUAUAGAUAAAAAUGAAUGCUUAGGACAUAUUUGAUAUAUGCUUAGUGCACUAUGCUUUUUAAACCAAGACCAUGCAUAGUAGAAAUCAAUCUUGCUUUAAGUUUACCAGAGAUUUUGGUCAAAGUUGAGUCUUUUUACUAAUUUCUAAGUCACUGAGAAUUAAACCAGUAUAAUUCAAGAAAUUAUAUCAUUAUUGGGAGGCAUUUCUUUAUGUCUUAAAUUCUUAUGAGAAAGUGAUCAUAAUUUUUAGAGACCUCAGAUCUAUCCUUGAAUUGCUAGUAAAUAGAAUGCCUUACAUAUAGGCACUGGUUGAACAUUAGUUAAAUUAAUUAAUUGUAUUGGACAGUUUAACCAUAAUAAAAAUAAAUGCAUUUAUACUGUUUAUAUAACUGACUUUAAUAAAAUCUAGCUUCUGGAUUUUUUAGAACAGUAAGCAUUUGGUUUUAGCAGCACUAAAAAU